AUGGACAGCACGUACACAGUGAACUCGACUCCGGUCCAAAAUCAAUCCACCUUUGGAUACUUUGCCGAUUCCACAUCGCAGCAAGGCCACUAUGGAAGUCAACCUCAGGACAUGUCGUACUUUGGACAGAUGCAGUACUCUGGCCAGCAAUGCACGGAGCCCCAGCCAAUCUACUCAACACAGCCCGUUAUGAAUAUGCAUCAGAUGGCCACCACCAAUGCCUUCCGCGGUGCUGCGGGCUUGAGCUUGAGUCCCAUUGCCUCGCCUCAGCCCUCCCAGAUCAAGCCGGCCAUUUUUGUGCAGCAGGGCUCUCCUGCAUUGAUGCCCAUCGACACCCGAUUCAUCAAUGGGGAAAUGUACACCUUCCCCUCCACGCCACCUCUUUCGACCUCGGGGAGCUCCGUCAGCAGUCCCCCCUCUGCCAAUGGCAGCUUGAACACCCCCGUCCAUGAGAGCUUCUUCUGCUUCGACAAGGUCGAGGGCGUCAAGGAGGGUUGUGAGACCGAUGUGCAUACCGAGCUCCUGGCUAGUUCAGAUUGGUCUCGCUGUGAUUCCCCGCCCAUGACACCUGUGUUCAUCCAUCCCCCAUCACUCGUCGCCAGCCAGACAGAUUUGCUGUCGGCGACAUCUUGCCCUUCGCUUUCUCCAUCUCCUUCUCCUGUUCCCUCCGAAUUCUUCUCUCACUCUCAGGCGUUGACCGUCGACUCCGUGAGCUCCAUCACCUCCAACUUCUGUGACCCUCGCCAGCUCACUGUCGAGCCCUCAGUGAACGUCCAUGCUCCUCAGGAUCUGCCCCCUCUCCCAACUUUGACCUGCGACGAAGAGACUCCCCGUGCGGUCCUGGGCAGUGCCUCCGUCACCUUGCCCGUCAACGAGAACCCAUCUCCAUCAUUCACCGCUUCCACUGAAGACCCGCUCGGUUCUCUGCCCGGCUUUGAUAGCUUUUCUGACUUAGAUUCCGAUGAUGAGCUGAACCGAUUGGUGGAGUUCCCCCCAGCCACCAAUGCCGCCUACCUCGGUGGUAAGCGCCAGCGACUGGGUCAGUACAUGAUCGAGGAUGAUGGGUUUUUGAGUGAGCACAGCCUGGAGGACUCCGACGACCACGACGGUUUUGGGCCCAAUGGUCUUCCCGCGUUCGAGUGGUCCGAGUCUCACUUGCACCAAAUCGACGAAAUUGAUGAGACUGCUCAACCCGAGGCCAAGCCGAAGACGCGCGGCAGUCGCAAGAGUUCUCGCAAGAACUCCGAUGUGGAAAUGGAAGACGAGCCUGCCAAGCCCAUUGCUCGCCUGCACUCCGAGUGCAGUGGCCCAUCUGUAGGCUCUCCUUGCACUGACUCCGAAGCCGCCCCAGUCUCCGUUAACCGUCGCGGCCGCAAGCAGUCGUUGACGGAUGACCCAUCCAAGACCUUCGUCUGCACCUUGUGCUCCCGCCGCUUCCGCCGCCAAGAGCACCUCAAGCGCCAUUAUCGUUCCCUGCACACCCAAGACAAGCCUUUCGAGUGCAAUGAGUGCGGCAAGAAGUUUUCUCGCAGCGACAACCUCGCACAGCAUGCUCGUACCCAUGGCGGCGGCUCCAUCGUGAUGGGUGUCCUGGACCCAUCCGAGGCUGCGAUGUCAUUUGAUGACCAGCGCGACGCCGGUGCUUUGGGUCAAGUCAUGUAUGAGGCUGCCCAGCCCACCGAGUUCGAGGAAUCGUCUGGCACAGACCGUCGCGCGCUCAAGAAGCGCAAGCGUGACUGA
This is a messenger RNA of Penicillium diatomitis, 1740 nucleotides long. It is a transcript of the gene sebA, whose product is annotated as putative C2H2 transcription factor (Seb1). The record is from RefSeq and is a predicted model, not a curated record. Lineage: Eukaryota; Fungi; Ascomycota; Eurotiomycetes; Eurotiales; Aspergillaceae. Bases 1 to 1740 code for a protein of 579 amino acids. Gene Ontology annotation, biological process: regulation of transcription by RNA polymerase II. Gene Ontology annotation, molecular function: DNA-binding transcription factor activity, RNA polymerase II-specific; RNA polymerase II cis-regulatory region sequence-specific DNA binding. The transcript is spliced from 2 exons.